AUUUUUCAUUCGUUGUUGAACCGUAUUCGGGUGAAGUGUGUUGCUCAAAUUUACUCUCGCAACUUUAAACGCAUAUAUUUAUAUAUAUGUGUGUGUAUAACAUAUCUGUGAGUGCGUGUGUCUUUCAUAUACUAUUUUACAAAUCGCCAAUUAUAGCAAUUGUGGUAAAAUUAGUAUAACUACAAUUACAGUUAGAACCACCAAGUGUUUAGUAGCGAUUAUAACUAGUAAUAGCGGCAAACAUUGUAGGCACAACAACAACAACAACAUAAAAACGCAAUUAAACGCAGUGAAAAUUCCAAUUUUAUUGUGAGAUUUUUUCGCAGCAAGUGGAAAGUGUGGAAAGUUAACUAUUGCAAGAGUACGAGCAAAGAAAAAGAAAAAAUAUAUAAUAAUUAAAUUUUGAAACGAUUUUUGUGCAUGUUUUAUCAACGUUAUUAUACGGAAAGUGAGAAAAUCGUGUGUAAAGCAAUAAACGAAAUGGCACCCCGCCAAGUUCAUCCAAUACUGUGUUACAGUAAUAAAAGCGCUAGGACACGUCCAGAGCGUCCGACUGGCGGUGUGCGUAGAAACCUCUUCGGUCCACCCGAUCAAAAUGAAAUGGCGCGUAAUUUCGACAUUGAAAAUGCCCGUCAACUGAAACGUUUGAAUAAUUAUAAAAUCAUUGGUACAAUUGAGCCAAGUAGUAAUGUACGACCGCUACCCGAACUUAUUGCCAAGGAAGUGGAGGAGGCGUGUAAAAAAGAAAAUAAAAAAUUCGAAAAUGAAACUGAAAAUGAUAAGCCUGAACAAAAAAAGCGUAGUGACGGCGAUGAUGAUGCGUUGACCAUGCGGCAGAGGCAGAUUGAGAAAACACCAACGCUCCACACCGUACGUGCCAACACCAAAACGGCCAACGAAGCGGCACGUUACAAACCCUACACUACGCAAACGCUAAUAACUGAUGUGAUGCCGAAGCGAAAAGCCAUACCACCGCCUUAGAUGCUGUUAAAUAAAGUUUUUGAUGGAUGUGAUAAUGCGGGUUAUGUACUAAGCGUUUGCUGCUGCAGCUGACGGGGAGAGCACAUUGAUUUGACUACUGUGAAAAUUUAAACAAAAACAAAAACACAAAAUGAUAAUUACACACCAGGCGCUUAUGAGCUGCGUGCAGCUUGAGACGCCAAUUGCCAAAUUAGUGAAAUUCAUUAGAAGUGAUUUUUUUAUUUAAUUUUUUU
This is a messenger RNA of Bactrocera tryoni, 1214 nucleotides long. RefSeq lists its product as uncharacterized. The record is from RefSeq and is a predicted model, not a curated record. NCBI's taxonomy places the organism in Eukaryota, Metazoa, Arthropoda, Insecta, Diptera, Tephritidae. Bases 421 to 981 code for a protein of 186 amino acids. The transcript has 2 exons.